Pseudoliparis swirei is the source of this 2761-nucleotide messenger RNA. Its product is annotated as putative ZDHHC-type palmitoyltransferase 6. The transcript has 10 exons. Gene Ontology annotation, biological process: protein palmitoylation. Gene Ontology annotation, molecular function: protein binding; palmitoyltransferase activity. The record is from RefSeq and is a predicted model, not a curated record. Gene Ontology annotation, cellular component: Golgi membrane. NCBI's taxonomy places the organism in Eukaryota, Metazoa, Chordata, Actinopteri, Perciformes, Liparidae. The coding region runs from base 176 to 1846 and encodes 556 amino acids.
CGUACGGUUAGCACAACGAAAGAUCCACGUUACUUUGAAGCGAAAGAUGAUCUCCUUUCUCACUUUACAUUAUGAUAUUGUAGCGCUUCGUCUUAGGAGCUAAAUUUCGUUUCCGUUGCAGUUUCUGUCGGUGGAAUUAAGAGCAGGCCGUCUCUGGGCACCCAUACUGCAUCCGAUGCCCGUCUGCUCUGAUAAUGGAGGAGACAUAUUUGACUGUAUACAGAGAGGGGAUAUUGAACUGUGUAUCCAGUGCCUUCAAAAUGACCGGUCAGUUCUCAAGCAAACAGGCUGGGGUGGUUUCACCCCACUCCACUACGCUGCACUCCAUGGUACCCGCUCCCUGGUUGAUCUUUUCCUCGGUAAUGGAGCUGACCCUAACCGGCCAUGUGACGGAGGACAGACAGCCUUUCAUUUUGCCUGCAGGCAAGGGAACAUCUUUAUUAUACACCAGAUGAUGCAGUAUGGAGCCGAUUUGUGUCUCAUCGACCAGCAGCGAAAGACAUCGCUGCACCAUGCAGUCACGGGGGGCAGCAUUGUUGCGGUGCACUUCUUGUGGGAGACAGGAAUGUUCCGGUUUUCAGACACAGACAUGUACCAGGUGACACCCCUUCACCUGGCUGCAUCCACAAGCAACACCGAGGUGGUGCGGUAUUUGCUCAGAGACCAUAGAUGUUCUGUGGAUGCACUUGACCGGGAGGGAUCCACCGCGCUCCAUGUUGCAGCAGAGAUGGGUGGAGUGGAGGUGUGCUGGACACUGCUGCAGAGAACAGGGUGCAGGAUUCUCCAUCAUAAGAACCACAGCGGCCUCACGCCACUGGACCUCAGCAAACAGGGGAAGACAUUUAGACAUCAGCAACUCACCAAGCUACUGAGGCGAUACAAUAAGGAACCAAUACACCACCAGCCCAGGGAGUCUCCUGUUUUGUAUUUCUGGACUCUGUGUUUUCCAACCGUGAGUGGAGCUGCCAUCCUGUUGAUAGCAGCCAUGAUGGGAGGCUAUGGGGCGCUAACCUGUGGUUUGCUCUUCCCCUGGCUGGCUAGAAGCAUCUUCUCACAGUACCACCGCAUGACGACGUACCAAAGGUUACCAAACCCAAUCUAUUUGGGAACUCUCAUAGCUGGCCUAUUCCAUUCCCUGCUCUGCUUCUAUGGAAAGAUGAUGCUUAGUGUGUGGUCAAACAGUGUUGUGGUCCAUGUGUCGAUGGUCCACUUCUCCGUGGUCCUCAUUUUGUUCUGCAAAGUUCUUAUUCAGGACCCAGGGACACUGGAGAGAGCAGAUGCAGAUCCUCGGUUCUCCUGUAUCGCUGACCUGGUGGAGAACAACGAGAGCCCUCACAGGUUCUGUCCAUACUGUGAGUUGUUUGUGCCGGACUAUACGAAACACUGCAAGCUGUGUGAGGUGUGCAUCAAAGACUACGACCACCACUGCCUUUUCCUCAACCGAUGCAUCGGCCGCAGUAACCACCGCCUCUUCCUCAUCUUCAUCCUCUCCAUGGCGGUUGCCCACCUGCUUUUUGUUGCCACGGCAACAAGUUACCUGUACGACAGGAUGCCCGUGAGCAAUUACAGGUCAUCAUCGUGGCUGACUUUGUUCGGGGAGGAGUUCUGGGUUGUGGUAAUGAUGACAAUGAAUGUGCUGACACUGCUCUGGGAGGUGUGGCUACUGAUUGAGCAGUUUGAUGCCGUCGCCACGGGAACGAGCACCUACUUCCGACAGUGUGAAAGCUCCGCGCGGCAGCGGUCACUCUCAGAGCGCUGGGUUGUCGUGCUGUCGUUUCUGCUGGAGGGUCGAAGACGGGUGGGAAGAGGACAAAUAAGAGAGGACAAAACUGCCAUAGACAUUUAAAAUGGUCAGCUUGUCGUGUCUCCAGGAGUCAGUUUACAGUCGUUAAUAUCAUAUAACAUGUUGUACUUGAAUGUAAUUGCAUCCUAAUAUAAUAUUUAAGAUAUACAGUAGGUUGCAGAAUAGAUUAGUCAGCAGAUUUGUUUAGAUGUUCACCUAGUUUUUAGAAGCCUUUCAGAAUACGUUUAAGAUAUCAGUGUCCCAAUUAACGUGUUUACUUUGUUCUGUGUUGUGAAGUACUUGAUUCCAAAACUGUUCUUGUAGGGAGCACCUCUGAACUAAUGCUCACAAUUACACCGUUUUUUGUCUUCUACAUCAGCUUCAUUAUUUUGAAUGUCAUUGUCAUAAUUGUUUUUCAGAAAAGUGUGUCAUGGUGUUAAAGCAUUGCUCAAAGUUGUGAAGAUGUGUGUAGACUCCUCAUAACAAUAAGCAAGUCCUGUGAUUAGUUAUGAUGGUUACUAGCAAGUGCACUGAAAUACUUUGUUCCUGAAAUAACAUAAUUACCUCUCUGAUCUGCUCCCAGUCAUUUGAGCCAUGACACUUCCUCUGCUCUCACUAAUGAGACAUGCUCUUUUAAUGCUUUCAAUUUAGCACACUCAUUUCCCUUGUUUCCCCCACGACCAUAUUUCUAGAUUAUAGAGGAUGUUCCCCACAUCCCUCAGAGGCUGGUGUGUCUGGACUAUGUGAGAGGCUACAUCACAUGAUAGUUAAGAUGAGCGCAUGUAAGCCAUGUGACUGCUGUUAUUGUAUGUUUCUGUCCUUGGAUCAGUGUUAUUGUAUAUACUACCCCAGUUAUAUGUGCUAAUGUAUUUUAUCUGUGGUUACAUCAUUUAUUUGGGUUUCCAAAGUGAUACCUCAUUAGUGCCAUGAUGUUUUUAUGCUGAAUAAAACAAAUCACGGAAAUUAGUAAAUUUAAAA